Molecule: messenger RNA, 6133 nt
Organism: Cannabis sativa
Lineage: Eukaryota; Viridiplantae; Streptophyta; Magnoliopsida; Rosales; Cannabaceae
Product: guanine nucleotide exchange factor SPIKE 1
Exons: 30
Coding region: 379-5886 (1835 amino acids)
Biological process (GO): positive regulation of GTPase activity; small GTPase-mediated signal transduction
Molecular function (GO): guanyl-nucleotide exchange factor activity
Source: RefSeq, a predicted model, not a curated record
AUAAAGUUGUAAUAGCCCAAGAAUGGAUUUUUUCUCUCUUUGGACUCAACUUUGACUUGUUCUUCUUCAGCUCACUUUGGUCUGAGUCUGAAGCUUAAAGCUUAAAGCUUUGAGCUUUGAGCUUAGUCCUUUCUUUCACUUUCAUACAAUUUUCUUUUGGGGUCAAAAUUUAUAUAAUAAUUUUUUUGCUUCAAUAUGGAGUUUAGUUAGAUCUACCAAAUAUCCCACUAAAUGGCUUGUUUUUUUUUCUUCAACGGAGGAGUUUAUUAGUAUUUACUUUGCCAUAAAAGCCUUAGCUUUUAUAAAAAUCAAAGCUUGAUAACAACAAAGAAAAAUAACCCCAUUGUCAUUUUCCAAGAAACAAACCCUAGAUCUGCAAUGUUGCACCUCCGCCCUCGCCGGGAUUCCACUUCAGCCACCAAUAAAUGGCAGAACAAGUCUGAGGAGAAUUUGGAGCAGUGGCCGCAUAUGAAGGAGUUGGUUCAGUGUUAUACUGCUGAUUUGGUUAAGGAUGAGAAUAAGUAUGGUCAUUAUGAGAGUGUUGCUCCUGUGUCCUUUCAGAACCAGAUUUACGAAGGCCCUGAUACUGAUAUUGAGACAGAAAUGCGUCUUGCUAAUGCAAGACGAACUAAGACUGAAGACACCACUGAUGAUGACGUGCCAAGUACCUCUGGACGGCAGUUUACUGAAGCUACUGCUUCUGACUCGUCACUAUCAAAUACUUUAAAGCAUUUUGGUCAAUCCCCACUACCAGCUUACGAACCGGCUUUUGACUGGGAAAAUGAAAGAUCACUCAUAUUUGGUCAAAGGAUUCCAGAAACUCCUAUAUCACAUGGAUUGAAGAUCUCUGUGAAAGUUCUAUCCUUAUCAUUCCAAGCUGGACUAGUUGAGCCAUUUUCCGGUACAAUUUGCUUAUACAAUAGGGAUAGAAGAGAAAAGUUGUCUGAAGAUUUCCAUUUUCGUGUGCUACCCAGUGAAAUGCAAGAUGCAAAUGUUUCAUCGGAGUCUCGUGGAAUCUUUCAUUUAGACGCUCCAUCAGCAUCAGUUUGUCUGUUAAUUCAGUUAGAGAGGCAUGCUUCUGAAGAUGGUGGGGUUACGCCUUCAGUCUAUUCUCGCAAAGAGCCAGUUCACUUGACUGAGAGAGAGAAGCAAAAAUUGCAGGUGUGGUCCCAAAUAAUGCCUUACAAAGAGUCCUUCGCCUGGGCUAUUGUUUCAUUAUUUGAUAACAGCAUUACUGCAGCUUCUGGUGGGUCUGCCUCUCCAAGCAGCCCACUUGCUCCUAGUGUGUCUGGAUCAAGUUCUCAUGAGGGUGUUUUUGAGCCUAGUGCAAAGGUCACACUCGACGGGAAGCUGGGUUACUCAACUGGAAGCUCUGUUAUAGUGGAGAUAUCAAACUUAAAUAAAGUUAAAGAGAGCUACACCGAGGACUCACUCCAGGAUCCUAAACGCAAAAUACACAAACCUGUAAAAGGUGUUUUGAGACUGGAGAUCGAGAAGCACCAAAUUGAUCAUGCUGACUUAGAAAAUAUAUCAGAAAGUGGUAGUCUGACCACAGAUGAUCCUGCUGAUCGCAAUGCUGAUUCUGCAUAUGGAAAGCAUACCAGUAAUGGUUCAGAUGGGCUUCACGGUAGCAACUCUAAGUGGAAUUCUUUGGAAGCCAAAGAAAUCUCUAGAAAUGGAUCAAACGCUCAAAGAAAUCAGGAAUUUGGUGCUGAUGAUUUCCAAGCCUUUGACUUCCGUACUACAACAAGAAACGAGCCUUUUUUGCAGCUUUUUCAUUUUCUCUAUGUAUAUCCGUUGACUGUUAGUUUAAGUCGGAAGAGGAAUUUGUUUGUGCGGGUUGAACUUAGAGAGGAUGACACUGAUAUUCGUAGACAACCAUUAGAGGCGAUGUAUCCAAAGGAGCACGGGGCAACAACACUUCAGAGGUUUGCUCAUACUCAAGUUGCUGUUAGUGCUAGGGUGGCUAAUUACCAUGAUGAGAUUAAACUGUCCCUCCCUGCUACCUGGACACCAACUCAUCAUCUUUUGUUCACUUUUUUCCAUGUUGAUCUUCAAACCAAGUUGGAAGCUCCAAAGCCUGUAGUAAUUGGAUAUGCAGCGCUGCCAUUAUCCACACAUGCUCAGUUGCGAUCUGAGAUUUCUUUGCCAAUUAUGAAAGAGUUGGUUCCACAUUAUCUCCAGGAUACUGGCAGGGAGAGACUUGAUUAUUUGGAGGAUGGAAAGAAUGUCUUUAGGUUGCGGUUAAGACUUUGUUCAUCAUUGUAUCCCAUCAAUGAACGCAUUAGAGAUUUUUUUCUUGAGUAUGAUAGGCAUACUCUUCGAACAAGCCCACCAUGGGGUUCUGAACUUCUUGAGGCUAUUAACAGUUUAAAGAAUGUUGAUUCCACUGCUUUGCUUCAAUUUCUUCAUCCUAUUUUGAAUAUGCUUCUCCAUCUUAUUGGCAAUGGUGGAGAAACACUCCAGGUUGCAGCUUUCAGAGCCAUGGUUAAUAUUGUUACCAGGGUGCAGCAGGAGUCAGUUGAUGAUGCUGAAAGAAACCAUUUUCUGGUCAACUAUGUUGAUUAUGCGUUUGAUGACUUUGGGGGUCGUCAGCCUCCUGUAUAUCCUGGUUUAUCCACUGUUUGGGGAAGCCUGGCUCGAAGUAAGGCUAAAGGUUAUCGUGUUGGACCAGUAUAUGAUGAUGUUUUAGCCAUGGCUUGGUUUUUUCUUGAGCUUAUUGUCAAGUCAAUGGCAUUGGAAAAGACUCGUCUUUUCUAUCACAGUCUUCCAUUAGGUGAAGAUAUCCCACCUAUGCAACUUAAAGAAGGUGUUUUCAGAUGUAUUAUGCAGUUGUAUGAUUGCUUACUGACAGAAGUACACGAGCGUUGUAAGAAGGGGUUAAGUUUAGCAAAACGCUUGAACAGUAGUUUGGCCUUCUUCUGUUAUGAUCUUCUACUGAUUAUUGAACCUCGCCAAGUUUUUGAAUUGGUGUCGUUGUACCUGGACAAGUUUUCUGGAGUUUGCCAACCUCCUCUGCAUGAUUGUAAGCUCUCAUUUUUGCAGAUCAUAUGUGAUCACGAUCUUUUCGUUGAAAUGCCGGGAAGAGACCCUUCAGAUAGGAACUACCUCUCAUCUGUCCUAAUUCAAGAACUUUUCCUAACUUGGGAUCAUGAUGACUUGUCUCUACGAGCAAAGGCCGCUAGAAUUCUGGUGGUCCUUAUGUGCAAGCACGAAUUUGAUGCUCGAUACCAGAAGCCUGAAGAUAAACUGUACAUUGCACAACUGUAUUUUCCUCUUAUUGGCCAGAUCUUGGAUGAGAUGCCUGUUUUUUACAACCUUAAUGCUGUUGAAAAGCGUGAAGUUCUCAUAGUUAUUUUACAAAUUGUGCGGAAUCUUGAUGAUGCAUCACUUGUAAAGGCGUGGCAGCAGAGCAUUGCACGGACUAGAUUAUUUUUCAAACUCAUGGAGGAAUGCCUAAGCCUUUUCGAGCACAGAAGGUCUGCUGAUGGCAUGCUUAUGGGUUCAAGUUCUCGUAGUCCUGUUGGGGAUGCACCUGCUUCGCCUAAGUACUCUGAUAGACUUUCUCCGGCAAUCAACAAUUAUCUGUCUGAGGCAUCUAGACAAGAAGUCAGACCUCAGGGAACACCGGAAAAUGGAUAUUUAUGGCAGAGAGUAAAUUCGCAGUUAAGUUCUCCGAGCCAGCCAUAUUCACUGAGAGAAGCUCUGGCUCAGGCACAAUCUUCUCGAAUUGGAGCUUCAGCUCAGGCUCUCAGAGAAUCCUUGCACCCAUUAUUGAGGCAAAAACUGGAGCUCUGGGAAGAAAACUUGAGUGCUUCUGUUAGUCUUCAGGUUUUAGAAAUUACCGAGAAAUUUUCAACUAUGGCUGCUUCCCAUAGUGUUGCUACAGACUAUGGAAAACUCGAUUGUGUCACAGCCAUAUUUAUGAGCUUCAUCUCUCGAAAUCAACCACUCGCGUUCUGGAAAGCUUAUCUACCCGUUUUCAACAGUGUAUUCAACCUUCAUGGUGCAACUCUUAUGGCAAGAGAGAACGAUCGUUUCUUAAAACAAGUUACUUUCCAACUUCUUCGACUUGCAGUUUUCCGGAACGACAAUAUUAGAAGAAGGGCUGUUGUUGGGCUCCAAAUACUUGUUAGGAGUUCUUUCUAUUACUUUAUGCAAACAGCCAGGUUGAGAGUCAUGCUUAUUAUUACAUUGUCAGAACUUAUGUCCGAUGUGCAAGUGACUCAGAUGAAGCCCGAUGGGACACUAGAAGAGAGUGGUGAAGCUCGGCGUCUGAGAAAAUCUUUGGAAGAAAUGUCAGAUGAAGAUAAGAGCCCCGGUUUGUUGAGGGAGUGUGGUCUUUCCGAGAGUGCUCUAUUGGCUCUCCCGGAAAAGAUGACAGAGAGCAAGUGGUCCUGGUCAAAUGUGAAAUAUCUGUCAGAAAGUCUUCUUCUUGCCCUUGAUGGUAGUUUGGAACAUUCACUUCUGGGAUCUAUGAUGACUAUGGACAGAUAUGCAGCUGCCGAAAGCUUUUAUAAACUUGCCAUGGCAUUUGCCCCUGUUCCAGAUCUUCACAUAAUGUGGUUACUUCAUUUAUGUGAUGCACAUCAGGAAAUGCAAUCUUGGGCCGAAGCUGCCCAAUGUGCUGUUGCUGUUGCCGGGGUUGUAAUGCAGGCCCUUGUGGCUAGAAAUGAUGGGGUGUGGAGCAAGGAUCAUAUAACUGCUCUUCGUAAAAUAUGCCCAAUGGUUAGUAGCGAGAUCUCCUCGGAGGCGUCUGCAGCUGAGGUAGAAGGAUACGGUGCUUCAAAACUCACAGUUGACUCAGCUGUGAAAUAUCUACAACUCGCAAAUAAGCUUUUCUCUCAAGCCGAGCUCUUUCAUUUCUGUGCAAGCAUCCUGGAACUGGUGAUUCCAGUUUAUAAAAGCAGGAGGGCGUAUGGACAGCUGGCCAAAUGUCACACGCUACUUACAAGUAUUUACGAAUCGAUUCUCGAGCAGGAAUCAAGCCCAAUUCCAUUCACCGAUGCUACCUACUAUAGGGUGGGAUUUUAUGGUGAUAGAUUUGGGAAGCUGGACAGAAAGGAGUAUGUAUACAGAGAGCCUCGUGAUGUGCGGUUAGGUGACAUAAUGGAGAAGCUGAGUCACAUUUAUGAGUCUAGGAUGGACGGGAACCACACGCUGCAUAUAAUUCCAGAUUCUCGGCAAGUUAAGGCUGACGAGUUGCAGGCGGGAGUUUGCUAUCUUCAAAUAACCGCUGUUGAUGCAGUCAUGGAGGAUGAGGAUUUGGGUAGCCGAAGGGAGAGAAUCUUCUCUCUUUCUACAGGAAGUGUCCGUGCUCGUGUCUUCGAUCGUUUCUUGUUUGAUACACCGUUUACCAAAAACGGAAAGACUCAGGGUGGGUUGGAAGACCAGUGGAAGAGGCGAACUGUUCUGCAGACUGAAGGCUCUUUCCCUGCACUUGUUAAUAGGCUCGUGGUGACCAAAUCCGAGUCACUCGAGUUCUCCCCGGUAGAAAAUGCAAUUGGAAUGAUUGAAACUCGAACAGCUGCUUUACGGAAUGAACUCGAAGAGCCUCGUAGUUCUGAAGGGGACCAACUCCCACGUCUGCAAAGUCUUCAGAGAAUUCUUCAAGGCAGUGUGGCUGUCCAGGUUAACAGUGGGGUGUUAAGUGUGUGCACUGCAUUCUUGUCCGGUGAGCCUGCAACGAGGCUGCGGUCUCAGGAACUACAACAGCUCAUUGCUGCGCUCCUCGAAUUCAUGGCUGUUUGUAAGCGUGCCAUCCGUGUACAUUUUAGAUUGAUCGGAGAGGAAGACCAAGAAUUCCACACACAGCUUGUGAAUGGGUUUCAAUCGUUAACCGCCGAGCUGUCCCAUUACAUUCCCGCCAUUUUGUCGGAGCUGUGAUGUGUGAGUGUAGCAGCUUUUCAUGUAGUAAUUUUAAUUUCCUCUAUAGCUGAGUGUUUGUGUGGCAGCUUGAAAUGUGUUGAUAUCUUUUGUAAUUUCCUCUACGUUUUGUGGUGUUCCAUUCCAUUGUUUGUUCAUAUGUAACUUUGAUCCUUAACUAGAUGAGUAAUUUGUCCAUUUGGGGCCUUUCUUUGUAAAUUGUCACAUUUUAUGAUGCAAUUAGAGAACAUUCCUUGGAGUUUGAUCA